Molecule: messenger RNA, 411 nt
Organism: Lactuca virosa
Lineage: Eukaryota; Viridiplantae; Streptophyta; Magnoliopsida; Asterales; Asteraceae
Source: the annotation of a GenBank genome assembly
AUGGCCGGAGGUCGAUUUCGCGAGCUACUAAAAAAGUACGGUAAAGUGGCGCUAGUUGUACACUGUUCCGUCUCAGCCGCCAGCAUUACCGGAUUGUACGUCGCCAUAAAGAACAAUAUCGACGUCGAAUCAGCUAUGGAAAAAGUUCGUUUCAAGCAACUUGAAUCCGUUCUCGAAAAAUUCGGCAUGAGCGGUCCAAAGGAAGUAGAAGUAGACACUGCUACAGGGUUUCCACAAUCAAAUCAGGAAUCAAUCGAUGAGGCGACGAAGCCGAGGAAUCGGACGGCUGAGCUCGCGGCGUCGAGCGGCGGAGCAUUGGCGUUAGCGGUUCUUUGUAAUAAGGCUCUGUUUCCGUUCGAUCCCCCGAUUGGAUCGGGGGCAAACGCCUACGAAAAGAUCGCUUGGAUUUAA